This is a messenger RNA of Arctia plantaginis, 246 nucleotides long. The record is from the annotation of a GenBank genome assembly. NCBI's taxonomy places the organism in Eukaryota, Metazoa, Arthropoda, Insecta, Lepidoptera, Erebidae.
AUGGACCUAAUUUGUCAUGUUGACAUGCGAUUGAAAGGUAUAACCAAAAAUAUUAACUCCGACGUCAUCAAGCUCAGAGGUGCUGGGACUAUCGCACUUGAAGACAAAGAAGGAGAUCCACUACAAAAUUACGUUUAUGGGGAGAAUGAACUCAGUGAAAUGGUGGAUAAUGCUUUGAAGCAAACCGAUGUAAACAACGACGGUUUCAUCGAAUAUCAUGAGUUAAGACAAGCGUCAGCCGAUUGA